UGACAAUAAACUUUUAUACUGAAUAUAAUAUAUAAAAUACUCUAUGAUUAUUUAUUCGUCAAAUUUGUAACUAAAAUGGAGAUUCGUAUUAUAUUAGGAAUCUUCAUGUAAACCUGUCGUAUGUCAUGAAAAUUUAUAUGGUAAUUCAAGAUGGAAGACGGUGAAAAUAAAGCGGACGUUGGGCUGGAUAAAGAGAAAAAGUCGUACGCCGGAAUACCGGAGGCGGAAUUUGUAGACGAUGUCGACGCUUUUAUGGCAAGACCUGAAAAUGAAUCAGCAGACAAAGUACUGCAGAUGUUGGAUGAGAACCAUGGGAAAUAUAAAUUUAUGGAAUAUAAUUUAUUCAAUAAAAGAAGACGUCUGAAAGCUCAGAUUCCAGACCUAGAGCGAUCGUUAGAAAUGAUUAAAAAAUUGCAGCAAGAGAAGAACAAGAGCAAAGAAUUAGAGACACAAUUUUUACUAUCGGAACAAGUUUAUGCAAAGGCUGUUAUUCCUCCUACUGAUAAAGUGUGCUUGUGGUUAGGAGCUAAUGUUAUGUUAGAAUAUACUUUGGAUGAUGCUCAAGAGAUGUUAACAAAAAAUAUUGAAGCAGCAAAGAGAAAUCUAGGUUAUGUUGAACAUGAUUUGGAUUUUGUAAGAGAUCAAUUUACUACAACAGAAGUUAAUAUGGCACGUAUUUAUAAUUGGGAAGUAAAACGCAGGCAAGCUGCUAAACCAACAUGAAGGCUGUCUUUUUUAAUAAAUUCAAUUUGCACGCAACAAAUGCCUAAAACUCCAAGGGUGACUUACAUUGUCAAAUGGAAAGAGCCUGGGAAUAAAAAGUACCGUUGGAAGCUGUCAAUGGAAUAAAGGACUCAAAUACUACACAUUUAGGUUAUAAGCUAGAUACACCAAUAUUUAUGUAUAUUGUCACAAAUACAUCUGAAUUCUAACUUAA
Bombus pyrosoma is the source of this 937-nucleotide messenger RNA. RefSeq names its product prefoldin subunit 3-like (gene mgr). NCBI's taxonomy places the organism in Eukaryota, Metazoa, Arthropoda, Insecta, Hymenoptera, Apidae. The transcript has 3 exons. Gene Ontology annotation, cellular component: cytoplasm; prefoldin complex. Gene Ontology annotation, biological process: tubulin complex assembly; protein folding; microtubule-based process. Gene Ontology annotation, molecular function: tubulin binding. The record is from RefSeq and is a predicted model, not a curated record. Bases 151 to 723 code for a protein of 190 amino acids.